UGUACAGCCCUCUCGCAGUGUCCGGAGCAAGUAUGGUGGGUCUGACACACCGGUGUCAAUGUGUUCUUUUUUCCAUUUCCAGGAGUGUAUAUCCUUUUGGCUUAAUUGUACACUCGCUAGGUCAGGGCAAUUACGACUUGCCCUAACGUUUGGCGGUGAGGGUCUUGAAGCUAGAGGCCUUACGAGAGCGACGUAGAACAAGUCAUGCUGAACGCACCACGUACACUUUCGGCAUUACCUGCUUAUCAUACUGAGAAAUAAUGUAGCACUUAAAAGUUCAUUGGCAGUGACGACUAGCCUACCUCCCCAUCCUGGUCGGCUUUCCAUCAGGUUUCAAAAUCACCACCCACCUUCGUUGUGGUAGGUGUUUGUGUUAGUGGUAGCUGGUGAGCGCAAGUAACCCAGACCGGACACGAAACCCCGUGUUGUCCGUCGUCAGUUCACAGAAGGACCUCGGUGCCACACUAAUCCUGCAGACCGUGAGGCUGACUGCCCCCCUCAAAGGCUCGCCGAACCUGCACUCACAGUUACACGGCCCUGCAAAACUCAACAGUUACCACUUCAUGUGUGGCUGUGUAGCAAGAGGAGGCGCUCGGUCGUGCAUCAAGGAAGGUGGAAUAGAGGAAUGCAAAAAAAAAUGGGCAUCUGUUCGUGACCAACUAAGGAAGACCUUGCAGAAAAGGAAAACUGUUUCAGGACAAGCUGCUGUUCAUCAACAUAAAUACAAGUAUGAAGAUCUCUUAACGUUCCUGCUACCUUACAUGGUAGAACGAGAAACAGUUUCCAAUGUUCCUUACAUGCAAGACAAUAAUGAGCAUAAACAAGAAUCAAAUACAAAUUCCCAAGAGGAGCAGUCGAUUGUUGAAAACGAAAAAGUGUCUACACAAGAAGACAUUGCAGAUGAAGAAUGGAUCAUUAAAACCCAGGAUAGUGAAACAGAGAAUUUGAUAGAGCGCACUCGGCAUUCCCAGACGCCCUCAGCUCAUUCGUCCGUCACUUCAAAGAAGAACACGUUUAUGAAACCACCACUGAAACGAAAAUUUCAGCGUGAGGUUGAACCACAAGAAUCUGCAUCAAGCCAGCUCAUGGCUUACAUUUUGGCAGAAAAAAAAGCUGAAAAACAGAGAUAUACAAAACCCAGUUGAUGCUUUUUUGGCUGGUAUAGCACCAGCCCUAAAAUCAUUGCAUCCACUACUGUUUCAUCAAGCUAAAAGUAGGAUUUUUUCAGUUGUACAAGACUUUGAACUGAAGCAACUCAUGAAUGACGUAUCAGUCCAUCAAUUCACUCCAUCAUCCUCCAAUUCCUCAGCAAAAUCUGUU
This is a messenger RNA of Schistocerca serialis cubense, 1320 nucleotides long. RefSeq lists its product as uncharacterized. The coding region runs from base 564 to 1145 and encodes 193 amino acids. The transcript has 2 exons. NCBI's taxonomy places the organism in Eukaryota, Metazoa, Arthropoda, Insecta, Orthoptera, Acrididae. The record is from RefSeq and is a predicted model, not a curated record.